AUGGACGAAUACGACUUCAUCAUCGUCGGCGGGGGUACCGCUGGGUGUGUACUCGCCAACAGGCUCAGCGAGAUCUCCCAUCUCCACAUUCUCGUGCUUGAAGCCGGGGAGAACCGCAACGAUGAUCCCCUCGUCAGGAUUCCCGGCCACGUUGGCUCACUUCAAGGCCGACCCGAGUACGAUUGGGGAUACGAAACGGUGCCUCAGCCUGGACUCGGAGGCAGAGUCAUCAACCAUCCUCGAGGGCGACUACUCGGCGGCAGCAGCGCGAUCAACUCGUUUGCCCUGCUUUACCCGUCCAAGGCAUUUUUUGACGCCUGGGCGGAUCUCGGUAACCAUGGCUGGGACUGGGAAGGGGUAGGUAAGUACCUGCUCAGAUUCCAGACGAUUCAUUCGGAGAACGAAACCAUUGGCAAUGGACCCAUUCACGCAUCGUAUCCGAGUGAACGACUCCCGCUGCGGGCCGCGUGGCUGGACACGUUUCGACCGUAUGGAUUGACGUCGUCCUCCUCCUCCUCGUUUGAUGGGACCGCGAUUGGGGGCUUGAUCACGACGAACCACAUUUCCCAGGAGCAAGAACGAAGCCAUGCAGGGGUAGCAUACUUUGCACCCGUCCAAGAUCGACCCAAUGUGACCCUGCUCGAUCGCAGUGUGGUGAGUCGGAUCAACUUUGACUCAGGAGGUCGUCGUCGCGCGACGGGCGUAUCGUACGUACGCGACGGGAUAGAGCACGAGGUCAGGACGAGAAACGAGGUGGUGCUCGCAGCAGGAACGUUUGCGACGCCUCAGCUGCUCGAAGUGUCCGGUAUCGGCGGAGCAGAGCUGCUUCAUGGUCUCGGGAUCGAGGUGAUCUAUGACAACCCCAACGUUGGGGAAAAUCUACAGGACCACAUGCGCCCCCUGUUGUCGUUCGAGGCGCUGGACCCGGGCGAUGGCAUGAGUGAGCAAGAGGCAGAGGCGAUGUACGAGACGUCGAGACGGGGACCAUGGACGUGGGCGGCGUGUACGUUUGCGUACAUGCCUUUGAUCCCGUUCUUGUCAGAGACUGAGCGGGUGGAUCUGGAACGCUUGGUGGAUCAACACCUGAUGAUGACGAUUGGAAAGACGACCCCAUUCGAGCAAAAGCGCAACGCCUUCCUCCGAACCAUGAUCCUGUCACCCGACGAGGCCAGUGCGACUGCCCUUCAGACACGACGGCGCCCGGCGGAGGACAACGAUGACCGACACUGGAUCACGUUUGCCUCCAUGUUAUCCCACACGCUCUCCCGAGGCAGCGUUCAUAUCACCUCUCGGGACGUGACGAUCAAGCCCGCGAUCGAUCCAAAGUACUACAGCGACGACUUUGACCUGGAACUGCAUGCACGACACGUUCAAAUACUCCUCAAACUAGCCCACAGUGGACCCUAUCUACCCUACUACAAGCCCCAUGGUGCCGUCCUCCCCGCUCGCUCCCUUCAGCCGAGUCUUUCCGAGGCGAAAGCGCUCGUCCGAGACAAUGCUAGCACCAAUUAUCACCCUUGUGGAACCUGCAGCAUGAUGCCCGAGUCGCUGGGUGGUGUGGUCGACGACAAGCUCUUGGUGUAUGGCACGAGCAACGUCCGGGUGGUCGAUGCCAGUAUCAUGCCCAUCAUCCCUCGAGGCAAUAUCAUCACCACGGUCUAUGCGGUGGCGGAAAAGGCGGCAGACAUCAUCAAAGGGUGCUAUGGUGUGUAG
Molecule: messenger RNA, 1713 nt
Organism: Kockovaella imperatae
Lineage: Eukaryota; Fungi; Basidiomycota; Tremellomycetes; Tremellales; Cuniculitremaceae
Exons: 1
Coding region: 1-1713 (570 amino acids)
Molecular function (GO): oxidoreductase activity, acting on CH-OH group of donors; flavin adenine dinucleotide binding
Source: RefSeq, a predicted model, not a curated record